Messenger RNA from Stylophora pistillata, 1831 nucleotides. RefSeq lists its product as uncharacterized. The record is from RefSeq and is a predicted model, not a curated record. NCBI's taxonomy places the organism in Eukaryota, Metazoa, Cnidaria, Anthozoa, Scleractinia, Pocilloporidae.
GCCAUCUUUCAUGUUGUUGUAUUGGUUGUACCUCUGUCACAUCCAUGGCGACGUCUGUGAGGUCUAAAGGAGCAAGAUCUGCUUCUCCAUUAAGGAGCAGCGCACCCGACAAUCUACGCCGUUCUGGAAGCUUUGGUAAAUCAAGUGGGAAAAACCAACAUUUAGCUGCUUCGUUUGAUUCCAAAUCGAGAAAUCAUGUAAGAUCUUCGUCUUCCACAGCUGAAAUUGGAAACAUUGAAAAUGAGUACAUUAGGAAUCUACAACAACAGAUUUACUUCCUUGAAUUGGAAGCCAACUAUCUAGUCUCAUGCAGCAGAGAAACGUCAAUUAGUGAACGAGAUAGUCUCGCUGAAAAAGAUGUCAGACCUUCGUGAGCGAGAAAGUGCAAGACGAGAUGUGCAAGUACAUCAGUACAAGAGUGAAGCUGAUAAAGGGUUGACUGCUUUACAGGAGGCGGAAAGAAAGGUCCAACACUACAGAAUAGAGCUCGACCACAAGACUGAAGAUUUGAACAAUUUAAGAAUUGAACUUGAAGAGAAGAGAGCUGAAUGCUUGAAGCUUAAGACGCAGCUGCAAGAAAUGGACGACAAGUUUUUUGACUCUCAAGCAAAAACUAAAGAGGAGUUAGGAAGGAUCGUGCACAUAAGGACGAGAAAGAUUUCCGUCGACACGCGAAUAUCCAAGAGCUUGUGGCUCUGAAAGAAAGCGAGAAACAUCUACAGCAUGAGCUUGAACGGGUCAAGGAGCUGCUACGAAUUGAACAACAAAAUCACAGGGAAACUCUUGCCAAGUUGUCAAGAGAAGAGCAAGCAUCCCUUGAAGCGAACGUGAAGCGAACUCAACUUCGUAACGAAUUAAACGAAGUGGAAGGACACCAAGACUCAACUAACUCAGAGAACGUGGCUCUAAAGAGAGAUAAACUACUCCUUGCUGACGAAGUAGCGAACUUAAACGCAAAGCUCGACGAACGUGACGAGGAAGUGGAGCGCCUCAAGGUGCGACUGGAAGACUCCGAGUCGCGCUGCUCGCAUAUGGAAUCCAAAGUUCGAAUGCAGCGAAGCUUGGAAUCCAUCAAGUGGGAAGAAUUUGAGAAAUUGGCUACAACCAUGAGAGAAUUCUCCCGAUCGAUGAGUCCAUCAAAAAGUGGUAGCUUGGUGGAUCAUUAGACGAGUGUCCUUUUUGAACCUUUCGUCUCUUCUGGAGUGCAAAAUUAAUCCCAUUAUUUGGUUUGUCAGAGAUUCCCUCGGUUAAGAGCAGUUAUGAUUGUAUUUUGGUGUUCUGCUCUAAUUCAAGAGUGCCGUCAUUUCCUUGCGCCGUGGUAACCUUGGUGAUUUGCAACGUUAUAGGACGAGCUGCAUUAACCUUUUCAGUGCCAUGGACACCACAGAUGAGCUUUCAUGAAAAGCCCUUUGCAGUUAGUGACCUAUGUACAUCAGUUAGUAAUAAAGCUACGAUCAUGAAUAGCUCAGAACGAAAAAAUCGACAGAGGAAACUUUUCAAGACUACCUUUAACCAGGAAAUCACCAAAAAAAUAUAUGGUGUGUUAAUUUUGCACAUUUUUUUUUCUUACGUUUUUACUUCUCUUAAAUUUUAUUAAAUCUAGUUCUUAUUCCUUUAAAUUUCUAUGUCGAUUCUCUGUGAUCAGAAACACUCGGUGAUUAUCUUAUUUUUUCUUAAAAUCUGUACGCUAUACAAUUUAUUGACAAUAUGAAGGGAAGUUAUAUCUUAGUCACCUUUGAAAAUGAUGAGCGCAGUGUUUAAGUGUGAAAAUGGUUUUGAAAAAGAAGUGCGUAGAACUAUGAUAGAAAAUAUUAAUAAAAACAUUUUAAUA